AUUGAAUGAAAAAGGAGACAAUGAAUAAGGAGUUCACUGAGAUGACCUAGAGAAGGAGGGAAGACAAUGGUGCAGAAAAAGAAGAGCUGUCCUCGGUUAUUAGAUUAUCUUGUGAUUAUUGGAGCCAGGCAACCAAGCAGUGAUAGUGUGGCACAGACACCUGAACUACUACGACGUUACCCUCUAGAAGAUCACACUGAUUUUCCUCUUCCUCCCGAUGUAGUGUUCUUUUGCCAGCCGGAGGGAUGCUUGAGUGUGCGGCAGAAGCGAAUGAGCCUGCGAGAUGAUACUUCAUUUGUUUUCACGCUCACAGACAAAGACACAGGUGUCAUUCGCUAUGGGAUAUGUGUCAACUUCUACCGCUCCUUCCAGAAGCGUGUGUCCAAGGAGAAGGCAGAAAGCAGUGGAGGACACCGUAUCCGAGAUGGGCAGAAAGCCCCCAAAUCUGGAGAUACCUCCAUUGCCCAAGAAGAGAUGGCUAAUGAGAGUUCAGAGAGUGGUGGUUCUCUGCAGCCACCAAGCACAGAGACCACCCCAGAUGUGAAUCGGUCACCUCGGAGUAAACAUCCAGCAAAAGGCACUCACCGUUCUCGUAACAGCACCCUGACCUCGCUUUGCAUACUUAGUCACUAUCCCUUUUUCUCUACCUUCCGUGAAUGUCUGUAUACUUUGAAGAGGCUGGUAGACUGUUGCAGUGAAAGACUCUUGGGAAAGAAGUUGGGCAUCCCUCGAGGAGUGCAGAGGGAUACCAUGUGGCGGAUUUUUACAGGCUCUCUUCUAGUGGAGGAAAAAUCCAGUGCAUUGCUACAUGAUUUGCGUGAAAUUGAAGCCUGGAUUUAUAGACUGCUUCGCUCUCCUGUGCCUGUUGCUGGUCAGAAGCGUGUGGAUGUGGAAGUCUUGCCACAUGAAUUGCAGCCUGCCUUGACCUUUGCCCUCCCUGACCCAUCCCGCUUCUCUCUGGUGGAUUUCCCGUUGCAUCUGCCCUUGGAGCUACUAGGGGUGGAUGCUUGUUUGCAGGUGCUGUCCUGUAUUCUUUUGGAACACAAGGUGGUGCUACAGUCUCGGGACUAUAAUGCACUCUCCAUGUCUGUGAUGGCAUUUGUGUCUAUGAUCUACCCACUGGAGUACAUGUUCCCUGUGAUUCCACUUCUUCCCACAUGCAUGGCUUCUGCAGAGCAGCUACUUCUGGCCCCAACACCUUAUAUAAUUGGAGUCCCAGCCAGCUUCUUCCUUUACAAACUAGACUUUAAAAUGCCUGAUGAUGUAUGGCUUGUUGAUCUGGAUACCAAUAAGGUGAUUGCACCUACAAAUGCAGAAUCAUUGCCAAUUUUACCAGAGCCAGAAGCUUCAGAAUUGAAAAAACACUUGAAGCAGUGUCUGGUUAGCAUGACUGCAAUCACUCAGCAACAGCUGCUCACGCCUGACAAAAAGGCUUUGGCCAGCAUGAGUUUGAAUACCCAGCCCAUUCUUAACUUAGAGAAGUUUCAUGAAAGCCAAGAGAUCCCACUGCUAAUGGGAAGAUCUCAGAAUGACCUGCAAUCCACACCUUCUACAGAAUUCAACCCCCUGAUUUAUGGCAAUGAUGUAGAUUCAGUGGAUGUGGCCACAAGAGUUGCUAUGGUGAGAUUCUUCAAUUCUCCAAAUGUUUUACAAGGAUUCCAGAUGCAUACCCGCACGCUUCGCCUCUUUCCCCGGCCAGUGGUUGCCUUUCAGGCUAAUUCCUUCUUGGCCUCACGGCCAAAGCAGACACCCUUUGCAGAUAAACUGUCCAAGACGCAGGCAGUGGAAUACUUUGGAGAAUGGUCACUCAACCCAACUAAUUAUGCUUUCCAAAGAAUCCACAACAAUAUGUUUGACCCUGCUCUGAUUGGUGAUAAGCCGAAGUGGUAUGCUCACCAACUGCAGCCAAUCCAUUAUCGUGUCUAUGAUAGCAAUUCUCAGCUAGCUGAAGCACUCAGUGUCCCAAUAGAGAGAGAAACAGAUUCUGAUCCUACUGAUGAUAGUGGCAGCGACAGUGUGGACUAUGAUGAUUCCAGCUCUUCAUACUCAUCCCUUGGUGACUUUGUUAGUGAAAUGAUGAAAUGUGACAUAAAUGGUGAUACUCCAAAUGUGGAUCCACUAACUCAUGCAGCUUUGGGUGAUGCAAGUGAAGUAGAAUUUGAUGACUUCCAAGAAUAUGCUGGUGAUAUGGAUGAACAAGCUCCAGAUAGUGAGAAUUCUCAAGACAAUAACCAGCCCCGUUCAAGUUCAAGCACUACAGCCAGUAGUAGCCCCAGCACCGUCAUCCAUGGGGUGAAUCAUGAAUCAGCUGAAUCAGUUGAUAUGGAGGAGAAGAUGGUAGCUGGAUUUUCAAAUCACCUUUCCAGCUUGCCCUUGCAACCAAAUUUUCCCAAGAUCAGUGUAGAUCGUCGUGAGAGUGAGAAUCCUGCAAUCAGUUUGAGUACUGUGGAUGGAGUGGUGAAAAAACGAGAGUAUGAUAAUCCAUACUUUGAACCACAGUAUGGGUUCCCAACAGAGGAAGAAGAUGAUGAACAAGAAGAAAGUUACACUCCAAGGUUCAAUCAGAACCUCAGUGGCAGUCAGCCUCAGAUGCUUCUUCGUCCCAACAGCUUAAAGCUGGGCAAUGACUCUGAUGCAGAAUCGGAUUCUCAUGCCAGUUCCCCAAAUUCUACAGUCUCCAACAAUAGCAGUGAAGGUUUUGGGGGCAUUAUGUCUUUUGCUAGUAGCCUAUACAAGAACCACAGCACAAGCUUUAGCCUGUCCAAUUUAGCACUUCCAACCAAAGCUGGGAGAGACAAAAACACUCCAUUUCCUAGUCUGAAAGUAUUUGGGCUAAAUACUAUAAUGGAGAUUAUUACUGAAGCUGGGCCAGUAAGCAAUGAAGGAAACAGAAGAGCCCUUGUGGACCAGAAAUCUUCUGUUAUAAAGCACAGUCCCACAGUGAAGAGGGAAUCUCCUUCACCACAAGGACGGACUAGUAAUUCCAGUGAGAAUCAGCAGUUCUUAAAAGAGGUGGUGCAUAAUGUCCUAGAUGGGCAAGGAGUUGGUUGGCUAAACAUGAAGAGAGUCCGACGCCUGCUGGAGAGUGAACAGCUCCGUGUCUUCGUAUUAAGCAAGCUCAAUCGUACCAUCCAGUCAGAGGAGGAUGCACGACAGGAUGUUGUCCAGGAUGUGGAAAUCAACCGCAAAGUUUAUAAAGGGAUGUUGGACUUGCUGAAGUGUACUGUGUCAAGCCUUGAGCAGUCAUAUGCAAAUGCUGGACUUGGGGGCAUGGCCAGUGUCUUUGGUCUACUGGAGAUAGCUUAUACUCACUACUAUAACAAAGAACCAGAGAAAAGGAAACGAAGCCCAACAGAUGGAGCAAUCACUCCGGUUGGCAAGGAUCCUAUUUUAGCCAUGAGGGUGGAGCCGAAACCCAAGGUGCAACUGCCAAUACCCCAGCUCAUGCCAAGGGCACCAAGUCCCGCAGGGAAAGGGCCAAGGGAGUUUGACACAAGGAGUCUAAAGGAGGAAAAUUUUGUAGCUUCUAUUGAAUUGUGGAACAAGCACCAGGAAGUGGCAAAGCAAAAAGCUUUGGAAAAAUCGAGGUCAGAAGGUACAAAACAUUUUUUUGAUCUUGGAGAGACUGAGGAGAAGAAGUCACAAAUCAGUGCAGACAGUGGUCUAAGUUUAACCUCCACUUCUCAGAAGAGUGAUCUGGACUCUGUGGCCAGCGUGGGACCUGCUGUUAUGAUCCGAAGCACCAGCCAAGAUUCUGAAGUUAGCACAGUGGUGAGCAACAGCUCUGGGGAGACACUAGGAGCAGACAGCGACUUAAGCAGCAAUGCUGGUGAUGGCCUUGGUGGGGAGAGUGGACGAAAUCUGGCAGGAUCACGAGGCACUGUAUCAGACAGUGAAAUCGAGACAAACUCCGCUACUAGCUCUAUCUUCGGUAAAUCUCAUAGUCCGAAGCAAACAAUAAAAGAUAAUAAAUGCAGCAGUCCUGGGAGAGCUCCAGAGGAUUCAAGCCAACGAGUUUAUCUCUAUGAAGGCCUUCUGGGGAGGGAUAAAGGAUCUGUCUGGGACCAGUUAGAGGAUGCUGCCAUGGAAACCUUCUCUCUGAGUAAAGAACGAUCAACUCUCUGGGACCAGAUGCAGUUUUGGGAAGAUUCUUUUCUGGAUGCUGUGAUGUUAGAGAGAGAAGGAAUGGGAAUGGACCAGGGGCCUCAAGAAAUGAUUGAUAGGUAUUUUUCCCUCGGGGACCAUGACCGCAAACGUUUAGAAGAUGAUGAGGAUCGCUUAUUGGCUACACUGUUACACAAUAUGAUAAUCUACAUGCUUAUGAUGAAGGUGAACAAAAAUGAUAUUAGGAAGAAGGUGCGCCGAUUGAUGGGGAAAUCACACAUUGGGCUUGUGCAUAGUCAACAGAUAAAUGAAGUUCUUGACAAACUUCCCAAUAUAGUUGGCAGGGAACUCCCAAUCCGACCCAGUGGCAGCAGACACAUCAAGAAGCAAACAUUUGUUGUACAUGCUGGGACAGAUACAACAGGAGAUAUUUUUUUCAUGGAGGUAUGUGAUGAUUGUAUUGUGCUGAGGAGCAACAUUGGCACCGUGUAUGAACGUUGGUGGUAUGAAAAACUCAUCAAUAUGACAUACUGUCCCAAAACUAAAGUGCUGUGUCUCUGGAGAAGAAAUGGCCAGGAGACCCAGCUGAAUAAGUUCUACACCAAAAAGUGCCGAGAACUAUAUUAUUGUGUAAAAGAUAGCAUGGAGCGAGCAGCAGCAAGACAACAAAGCAUAAAACCAGGCCCUGAACUGGGUGGAGAAUUCCCAGUGCAGGACAUGAAGACUGGUGAAGGAGGGCUACUCCAAGUCACAUUGGAAGGAAUUAACCUGAAAUUCAUGCACAGUCAGGUUUUCAUAGAGCUGAAUCACAUUAAAAAGUGCAAUACAGUGCGAGGAGUCUUUGUCCUGGAAGAAUUUGUUCCUGAAACUAAAGAAGUGGUGAUCCACAAGUACAAGACGCCAAUGGCUCAUGAGAUCUGCUACUCCGUAUUGUGUCUCUUCUCUUAUGUGGCUGCAGUUCGUGGAAAAGAGGCAGAAAGCAAAAGUAAACCACCUCGUCCAGUGUCCAGCUGAUUCUCAUCACUGGGAAAUACAGUGGCGUGUAAUACUUCUCUUUCUGUUCAUGUUACUGGAGCUCAUAUAACUGUCUCUAAUGAAAACUUGCUUUAUUUAUUACUCUGCAAGUUUUCUUAGAACUCAGAUUUAAUUGUCCUGUCCCAUACUGAAACAUAGCAUAGCAUAACAUAGCAUUUUGGAGCGGUCAGCAUCCCUUCUAGAACAGUAUGUGCUCUGCUCCUCCCAAUCCUUUGGAAUUUUCUUCUUCAACUAGUUCACGUGAGGUUCCACUUUUUUAUUUUCAUGGGUACCAUUGUUUAUUUCUUGAGUCUUGGCUUUCAGGUUUUCAGUUAUGUGUACAAUGGAAAUGGCUCAGAGCAUUGCAUGAAUUAUCUUUGUUGCUGUUAUUUAAUGCUUUUGUUUAAGUUCUCAUUAUUUUCUUCCUUUAUACCAGUCCUUCUGACAUGGAAGUCUCACUACAUGGCCCUUUUUGUUCUUAAAUUUCUUCAGCCCAUUCUUUGAGCAUGAAAGUAAAUGCAUACACCUAUUUAAUCAUUGCAUUUUUAGAGGAAUGGCUAAGAAUCAUGGAGCAGGAAGUAUUAGGCAAUCCUUUAAAAACUGGCUUGCAUGUACUGUACAUAUUCUUUUAAGUGAGAGACUAAUAUUUUGCUAACAUUCCAGUUCAUUUGCAUAUGCUCAUAGUGGUAGCUAGAACUCUUCAUGGUAAGCAUAUCGCAUUGUGAGGAAAGAUCAAAAAAACAAAAAAACACCCCAAUUAAAACCCAGUAUUGUGCUAUUGGUUAAAUCAUAUGGCAUUCUUAUGUAAGAUCUGGUUGCCCAGAGUGCACUCUGUAGUAUGAUGUCAGAAACGCAUCAGGUUAUGAAAACUAUUGUGAGGAUGCAGAAGUCCGAGUCAGUAGCACAUAUAUCCUUGUUUCAGGUCUCCUUUUAGUCGCUGCUUCUGUCAAACUGUACAUGUAUAUCAAAGAAUUUUGCAAAAACCGUGCUACUGUGCAAUGAAACCUCCCUUCCAGGUAAAGUAUCCACUUGACCCUUUAUUUUUUAGUUGGCUGAAAAAUUAAUGUUCAAAAUGUCUUUUAUUUUUCAUGGACUGUCCUGGACUCUAACGUUAAAAAAGCAUCAAGAUACAUGAAGGGAAAGGAUCUGUGCUAUGUAAUAAACUGUAGAACCUUUAACAGAUAUCAGGGUAUGAUACAAGUUGAAGAAGAUGUUUGGCAACUACCUUCAGAAAUUACCAGGCCUGUUUUCCAUGCAGUUUGAUCUGUGUGGCUAGUCAAUGGACUGUACUAAGCAUGAGUGGGGAGAUGUAAAUAUUUCAGUACCACAUCUAUUUAUAGAAAAAUGUACAGGUGUCUGAAUGUGAAAAUAAACUACCAUUAAACCAUCA
Messenger RNA from Heteronotia binoei (common prickly gecko), 6508 nucleotides. It is a transcript of the gene MADD, whose product is annotated as MAP kinase activating death domain. NCBI's taxonomy places the organism in Eukaryota, Metazoa, Chordata, Lepidosauria, Squamata, Gekkonidae. The coding region runs from base 67 to 5118 and encodes 1683 amino acids. Gene Ontology annotation, molecular function: guanyl-nucleotide exchange factor activity. Gene Ontology annotation, cellular component: cytosol. Gene Ontology annotation, biological process: regulation of Rab protein signal transduction; regulation of apoptotic process. The record is from RefSeq and is a predicted model, not a curated record. The transcript is spliced from 36 exons.